Messenger RNA from Cinclus cinclus, 3420 nucleotides. RefSeq names its product adenosine deaminase RNA specific B1 (gene ADARB1). NCBI's taxonomy places the organism in Eukaryota, Metazoa, Chordata, Aves, Passeriformes, Cinclidae. Gene Ontology annotation, molecular function: double-stranded RNA adenosine deaminase activity; tRNA-specific adenosine deaminase activity; double-stranded RNA binding. The record is from RefSeq and is a predicted model, not a curated record. The coding region runs from base 140 to 2239 and encodes 699 amino acids. The transcript is spliced from 11 exons. Gene Ontology annotation, biological process: adenosine to inosine editing; RNA processing. Gene Ontology annotation, cellular component: cytoplasm; nucleolus.
AAGCAGAACCAGCAGACUUCUGUCUGAUGAAACAAGCUCAGAAACACCAGCUCCUGUUGCAGAAUCAGCAUGUGUCUCCAAUAGUUAAAAAGACAGAAGCCGUCUCCGCCAGCCGAGAAAGCAGCAAAGAUAUUUCACAAUGGAUGUAGACGAUGAAGAAAACAUGAGUUCGAGCAGCACUGACAUUAAAGAAAACCGCAAUGUGGACAACGUUCCCCCCAAGGACAGCACCGGGCAGGGCCCUGGGGAGGGGACCCCGCUCUCCAACGGCGGUGGCAGCAGCAGCAGGAAGAGACCUUUGGAGGAGGGCAACAAUGGCCAUUCCAAAUUUCGCCCCAAGAAGAGGAAGAAAACGCCCGGCCCCGUUCUGCCGAAGAACGCCCUGAUGCAGCUUAACGAGAUUAAACCCGGUUUACAAUACAAACUCCUCUCCCAGACGGGGCCGGUCCACGCCCCCAUGUUCGUGAUGGCCGUGGAAGUCAACGGGCAGGUGUUCGAGGGGUCUGGCCCAACAAAAAAGAAAGCCAAGCUUCAUGCUGCCGAGAAGGCUCUGCGCUCCUUCGUCCAGUUCCCAAAUGCCUCGGAAGCCCACCUGGCCAUGGGCAGGACUCUGUCGGUCAACACAGACUUCACAUCUGACCAGGCAGAUUUCCCAGACACCCUUUUCAACGGGUUUGAGACGCCGGUCCCUUCUGACGCUUCCUUUUACCUGGGGUCCAACGGGGACGGCUCCUUUGGCUCCAGCGGGGACUACGGAUUGCCAUCGUCUGCCGUAGCCAGCAGCCUUUCCCAGUCACCUCUGCCCCCACCCUCCCCCUACCCCACGGCCAGCGGGAAGAACCCCGUGAUGAUCCUCAACGAGCUGCGCCCGGGCCUGAAGUACGAGUUCCUCUCGGAGAGCGGAGAGAGCCACGCCAAAAACUUUGUCAUGGCCGUGGCCGUGGACGGGCAGACUUUCGAAGGCUCGGGGAGGAAUAAAAAGCUGGCGAAAGCUCGGGCUGCUCAGUCAGCCCUGGCAUCCCUGUUUAACAUGCAGCUGGACCAGACUCCAUCUCGCCAGCCCAUUCCCAGCGAGGGGCUCCAGUUACACUUGCCACAGGUGUUAGCUGAUGCUGUUGCACGCUUGGUUGUAGAUAAAUUCAGUGAUUUGACAGAAAAUUUCUCAUCUCCACAUGCACGUCGAAAAGUACUUGCUGGAGUUGUCAUGACAACAGGUACAGAUGUGAAAGAUGCCUUGGUAAUAAGUGUUUCUACAGGAACAAAAUGCAUCAAUGGUGAAUACAUGAGUGAUCGUGGUCUUGCAUUAAAUGAUUGCCAUGCAGAAAUUAUAGCUCGACGGUGUCUGCUGAAAUUCCUGUACAGUCAACUUGAGCUUUACCUAAGCAAUAAAGAAGAUCAGCAAAAAUCCAUUUUCAUCAGGUCAGAGCAAGGCGGGUUUAAGCUGAAGGAGAAUGUGCAGUUCCAUCUCUAUAUCAGCACAUCUCCUUGUGGUGAUGCUCGGAUUUUCUCACCCCAUGAAGCAGCACAAGAGGACCAAGGGGACAGACAUCCAAACCGCAAAGCCAGGGGACAGCUACGGACAAAGAUCGAGUCUGGGGAAGGGACCAUCCCUGUGCGCUCCACUACCACAAUCCAGACAUGGGAUGGGGUCCUGCAAGGAGAGAGGCUGCUCACCAUGUCCUGCAGUGACAAGAUAGCCAGGUGGAACGUAUUGGGUAUUCAAGGAGCCUUACUUAGCCUCUUUGUGGAGCCAAUUUACUUCUCUAGCAUCAUCUUGGGGAGUUUAUAUCAUGGGGAUCAUCUAUCCAGAGCCGUAUACCAGAGGAUAGCAGAGAUAGAAGAUCUACCACCUCUUUAUACACUCAACAGACCUUUACUUAGUGGUAUCAGCAACGCAGAAGCCCGUCAGCCAGGGAAAGCCCCAAACUUCAGUGUGAACUGGACAGUGGGAGACUCUGGGCUGGAAAUCAUCAAUGCUACAACUGGCAAGGAUGAGAUGGGCCGUGCAUCACGCCUCUGCAAGCACGCCUUCUACAGCCGCUGGAUGCGCAUCCACGCCAAGCUUUCCUCCAGCUUGCGCUCAAAGAUCCCCAAGCCCAACCUGUACCACGACACCAAGCAAGGAGCCACUGAGUAUCAAACUGCUAAAGAGUGUUUGUUUAAAGCAUUCCUGAAGGCAGGACUUGGAGCCUGGGUGGAGAAGCCCAUAGAACAGGAUCAGUUUUCUCUCACAGUUUAAUUCACAAACUGCACAUCACUUUGGAAAGGGAGUUGUUCUGGAGAUUCCUGGUGUCCAGCAUUGCUUUCUGGCAUCUCCACAGCCGUCAAAACAUCUUUCUGCUCUUUGGAGUUGGGUUUCUUUGGGUUUUUUUUUUUUUUUGUUUUGUUGUUUUGAAACUUCACAGUAGCUGUUUCUGUUUUGCCUAAGUAUUGAAACUCAAUGAUGAUCCAACACAUAAUUGUAUAUUUUGUUAGAGGAAAGUAAUUUCUGGUGUAUUUCUAGAAAUACUUUUACUGUAGAAAACUUGCAGUAAGGCUGUCCUUACUGUAUACAAUGACUCAUUUUUUCUGGGUUAAAAUAAUUUCUUUUUUAAUUCAAUGUCAUCAAGUGCAUGAAGAAAUUAAUAGUUUCUCUAGGUUUUACACCACACUUUUAGGAAGUAGCUUAAUUUUUAAAAAAGCAAAUAGAUUACAAAGCUGAUUCUACUCCUCUGCUAACUUGUUUUUCAACUGCAGAUAUUUUUAGUACAUAGACCACAGAGCCAGAAUGGAGUCUGGACAGCUAGUUUUUUCCCAAUUCCUCGCUCUUUAAAACCAGCUGCUGAAAAUUUCAUGUCUUUGUUGUAUGUAUUUAUUAGUCUGUGAGCCAGUUUUUAACGUGCAGCUUUUUAUUCUGUUUUUAAAAAUACAUUUACCUCCCAUUUAUAUCCAUUGUGAAGUCUUCAUUUUUUUUACCACUGUAAACUGGAAACAACAAAAUAAUUAUUUGUAAGUUAAGAAGUUUAGUCUAUAACAUGCAGCAGCCUGUUUAGAAGUAGGUGAUUUGUGUAUCCCAGGAACUCAUCUGAACACCAUCUGAACUGUAACAGCAAUGUAACAGCUUUAAAAAAAUCUGCUCAUUUUAAGGGCACCAAGCCUGAGUUGCCAAAACCAGUCACUUGUUGGGUAUUAAUUGCUCUCCUCUAGAAGCUCUUGUAACAGAGAAACCAGUUCUUAAAACUUAUUUCCUGUGAGUUAUAUCUGCUUUCAUCCAAAUUGUUGUGUCUGAGAUUCCCUUGCCUUUGGGCUUUACAUGUGUGAUGGGCAUCAUGAAGCUAAUUAGGUAAGUUGCUCUCAAAUGUGUCCCCAUCUCUUUUGGCUGUUCCUUUAAAAAGUGAUUUUCCUGAAGGCGUGGACACUCCUGCUUUAUGUAAAAAUGUA